AUGGGAGAAUUGACUUUUGAAGACCACCUGGUACUUCUCCGUAAGUCACUUCUCAGGUUCCGUGAACACAAACUCAAGUUGAAACCUCGAAAAUGCAACCUCUUUCAACUAGCGGCUAAGGUUUUGGGUCACAUUCUCGAUGAGCGCGGGAUUGCAGUCAAUCCCGAGAACAUCGAGAAAAUAGCAAAAACCCGCACUACGCCUUAUCAUCCUUCGUCUAAUGGUCAGGUUGAGCGAUAUAAUCGCACUCUUCUUCAAUUAAUUCGUUGUUUCCUGGGAGAGGACCAGCGGGAUUGGGAUAAUGAUUUACCCCUUCUCGCUGGUGUUAUCCGCUCUAUGCCGAAUCGGAGUACUGGUUUCACCCCCAUCAUGCUUAUGUUGGGAAGAGAGGUUCACAUGCCCUCCGAACUGGUCCUCAGCCCAUUCCUAAAACAACCUCCCGCAGCAUCGGCCGGCGAAUACGUACUGAAGCUGCGGGAGAAACUUGAGUUUGUCCAUCAUAUCGCUCGGCAGCACUUGGGUGUAGCCGAGCACCGUAGAAAAAAGGACUAUGAUGUACAACUCCGGGAAAAGAGGUAUCAGGCCGGGGAUAUCGUGUACAAGUCUUACACUGCGUCCAAGGUUGGGCAAAGCUCCAAACUUAGACCGCCUUGGCUUGGUCCGUUUCUGGUUGAGAAGGCAAUCUCGCCGGUUUUAUAUCUCAUCAACGGGCAGAGUAAGAACCAAGUCGUUCAUCAUGAUCGGCUUAAGCUCUGUCGAGAUCGGAUCUUGCCGUUCUGGCUUCGGAGAAAGCGUCAUCAUCUCCUUGGUCCGGACGAUUCAGUGAUUGCUCCAUGUACAGAUUCCCCUGACAUGGAAACUGGGGUGUUUCCCUUUUGUGCUCUGGAUGAAUUGGAGUUUGCGAUGUUGCCCAGGGUUCAUUAG
Messenger RNA from Lineus longissimus, 924 nucleotides. RefSeq lists its product as uncharacterized. The transcript is spliced from 2 exons. Lineage: Eukaryota; Metazoa; Nemertea; Pilidiophora; Heteronemertea; Lineidae. Gene Ontology annotation, molecular function: nucleic acid binding. The record is from RefSeq and is a predicted model, not a curated record. The coding region runs from base 1 to 924 and encodes 307 amino acids.